CAAACCUAAAGGUUCGUUCCCUAUGAAAUGAAUAUAAAAGAUUCGAUAUUUCCGGAAGAGAAAGACGAAUUUCCUUGGGACGAAAAGGCACUUAUUGCUUUUAAAAAAGCUAUCAAAGAUCAAAGGAUUAAAUGUCGUAUGGAUGACAUUUUUCUUCUUGGAUUUCUUCGCUCUAGAAAAUUCGAUUUGCAGAGAUCACUUCAGCAACUGAAGAAUUAUUAUAAUAUAAGAGUAAACUACCCUGAAUAUUUUAAGGAUCUUCUUCCUUCCAAGUUGGAGCAUGUUUUCAAUUUGAAUGUAGUGCAAUAUUUACCAAGUUCUGACCAGAAUGGAAGCUAUAUUUAUAUUUUUAGAUUUGGCAAAUGGGAUACUUCUGCUGCUAGUGUGACUGAUGUAAUACGUGCUAUAAUGCUUUUUACGGACUUACAAUUGAAUUUUCAUCGAACUCAAGUUAACAAAAUCGUUUGUGUCAUAGACGCAGCAGGAUUAAAUUUGUUACAUUUCUAUCAUUUCUCACCCAGAGCCAUCAGUGCCUUAGUAAUGCUUUUGGUUAAGGAUUCUUAUCCCAUUCGAUACAAGGCAUUGCAUUAUGUGAAUAUGAAUGUCAUAAUAAAGGCUAUUUUAAGUGUUUUACUUCCACUUCUACCACACAAACUCCGAAAGAGAGUACAUUUGCAUUCUAAUGUUGAAACUUUGCACGAAUUCAUCAGUCCAGAUUGUCUGCCUUUAGAAUUUGGAGGAAAUUUGCCAAGUUUCGAUCCUACUGAAGCCAAUAAUAUGCUUAGAUCUAACGAAGAAUUCUUUAAAAGAAACGAAGAAUACGUGAAAUUGUACGAAGAAGAAACAAAUAAAAAUUUCAGCCAAGGUACAUUUAGAUACGUCGGUGAAGAUUUUGAAGAAGAAAAGAUUGAAAAAUUUAUAGAAAAAUCAGAAGACAAAUUUAAAAGUCAUUGUGACGAUCCAGAAGCUUUUUUAGCUUGUAUGCAAGAAGAUUCCGAACUUGAAAUGACUCGUCUUUAAAUCAGUUUUGACUUAUGUAUCCAAGUAAUAGAUAGUUACUUACUACUUCUAUUUGUAAAAUAAU
This is a messenger RNA of Centruroides sculpturatus (bark scorpion), 1084 nucleotides long. Its product is annotated as alpha-tocopherol transfer protein-like. NCBI's taxonomy places the organism in Eukaryota, Metazoa, Arthropoda, Arachnida, Scorpiones, Buthidae. The coding region runs from base 28 to 1020 and encodes 330 amino acids. The record is from RefSeq and is a predicted model, not a curated record. The transcript has 6 exons. Gene Ontology annotation, cellular component: membrane. Gene Ontology annotation, molecular function: phosphatidylinositol bisphosphate binding.